ACUUUACACAAAGCAUAUUGGUAUGAAGUUGGCAGAAAGGAAGGGAAUAUCCACUUGUUUUUUUUGUUCCGUCCAAGAAAUGCAGCUCUGGAUUUUCUUCCCUGUCGUUCUCUCCUUGACGUCCUUCAUUGGAACAUGGACUGUAUACGGCUUGGCGUACUCCAACCAACAUGUCUGCUCGCUCACCGACUGGUCGGGGGAGAACUUUUGCACUAUCAAUCACACCACCAACUGCUGCUAUAUUCCCACCAUAAGCACAAGUGGAACCAACGCCCCGGAGAAUUCCCUUUUCACAGCCACCCUCAACGCUUGUUCCUUUUUGUUUUUUCUCUUCUGCAUAUUCCACCAUGCUCACAUCAUGGAGAAAAAUGUGAUUCAAGCCGGCUUGAGCAGGUUGGCGCUAGCGUUUGGUGUGGUCGCCUCUUUGGGAUCAUUUGCAGCUGGAAACUGCAAUCCCGGCUACCUGACCCUGUGGCACCAUGCGGCGGCUGGGGUGAGCUUCACGUGCAUCUGCUUUUACACAUUCCUGCUGUCGGUGCUAACCGCUCGAUGUCAGCUGACGGGCUAUGAGAACGUACUCUACCCGCUACGCAUGGCGUCCACUGUGACACAGAUCAUCCUCACGCUUUGCUACACGUUCUGCUUUGUCCACCAUGACUACUACUAUUGGCACCUGUCAGCCGUGUUUGAAUGGACACUUAGCGGCAAUCUGCAGCUUUUCGAGCUCAGCUUCAUCGUAGAGUUCAGCUUCUUUUCGUCUUACAUGCUGUCCAACCUGUUCAACCGACGUGACGAGGAGGGGCCCCUCGUGUUGGUCUGACAGCCGGAAAACAUGAAAAACAUGAAGAUUCCUGUUAAUUUCCACAUUUAUUUAUGUCAAAACUAUUUAUGUGUUGAUGACUCGUGAGUAUGAUACCACAUAAUAAUACAGUAAAAUACUUGAGAUACGAGUAACAGGACUGAACAACCACAGCGAGCAAGAGGUAUACGCCACUUACCCGUGCAUCCCAAUGACUUGCAACGCUAAUCUUUUUGCCUACCUUGUGGCUAAGGUUCUACUUGAAGGAGUAGCAAAUGGCCAAAUAAUUUGUAGCUUCCUAUGUUGGAUGUGAGUGUUUGUGCAUGAUAGUGCCGAUAAAUAGUGUUUCUCGUCCGUCUUGAAAGUUGCUCUGGAUCUUCUCUUUGCACGAAAAGACUCCUGCUCCCUAUUUAUAAUAUUUUUUAUAAAAUUACCCAGCAAAACAUUGUGUUGUCCUUGUGUAUUCUUUGUUAGACCUAUAAAGUCAUAGUUGCACUAUUUGA
This is a messenger RNA of Corythoichthys intestinalis (scribbled pipefish), 1302 nucleotides long. RefSeq lists its product as uncharacterized. Gene Ontology annotation, cellular component: plasma membrane. Bases 23 to 820 code for a protein of 265 amino acids. The transcript has 7 exons. The record is from RefSeq and is a predicted model, not a curated record. Lineage: Eukaryota; Metazoa; Chordata; Actinopteri; Syngnathiformes; Syngnathidae. Gene Ontology annotation, biological process: protein localization to plasma membrane.